UUUUUAUCUCCUUCCUCUCUAACCCUAUAGAUCUUCAUAAACAAUGAAUGGCAUGAUUCAGUGAGUGGCAAGAAAUUUCCUGUCCUUAAUCCUGCAACAGAAGAAACAAUCUGCCAUGUAGAAGAAGGAGAUAAGGAGGAUGUCGACAAAGCAGUGAAGGCCGCAAGACAGGCUUUCCAGAUCGGCUCCCCAUGGCGCACCAUGGACGCUUCCGAGAGGGGGCGACUGUUGUACAAAUUGGCUGAUUUGAUCGAGAGAGACCGUCUGCUGCUGGCGACAAUGGAUGCACUAAAUGGUGGAAUGCUAUUUUCCAGUGCCUAUGUCAUGGUUGUAGAAGUCUGUGUGAAAAUUUUACACUACUACGCAGGCUGGGCUGACAAGAUCCAGGGCCGGACAAUACCAGCGGAUGGAAACGUUUUUACUUACACAAGACAUGAACCUAUUGGUGUAUGUGGCCAAAUCAAUCCUUGGAAUUACCCCUUGGGCGCAAUUAUUAUGAAGCUAGCACCUGCCCUGAGCUGUGGAAACACUGUGAUUGUCAAACCAGCAGAGCAAACUCCUCUCACUGCUCUUCAGGUGGCAUCUUUGAUAAAAGAGAUCUUUAGAAAGUAUCUCUUUUUUAAUGUGAAUGUCUUCCUUGCUGUGAAUAUCUUUCUUGCAGUGGACAAUGCCCUUGAAUUUGCACACAGGGGAGUGUUCUUCCACCAGGGCCAAUGCUGUGUCGCUGCAUCCAGGUUGUUUGUGGAAGAAUCAAUUUAUGAUGAGUUUGUGAAAAGGAGUGUGGAGCUGGCAAAGAAGUACGUUCUUGGAAAUCCUCUGACUCCAGGAGUGAGUCAAGGCCCUCAGAUUGACAAGGAACAAUAUGAUAAAAUUCUUGAUCUCAUUGAGAGUGGGAAGAAAGAAGGGGCCAAACUGGAAUGUGGCGGAGGCCCCUGGGGGAAUAAAGGCUACUUUAUCCAGCCCACGGUCUUCUCUAAUGUUACAGAUGAGAUGCGCAUCGCCAAAGAGGAGAUAUUUGGACCAGUGCAGCAAAUCAUGAAGUUUAAAUCUUUAGAUGAUGUGAUCAAGAGAGCAAACAAUACUCACUACGGGCUUGCAGCAGGAGUCUUUACCAAAGACCUUGAUAAAGCCAUAACAGUCUCCUCUGCUCUACAAGCAGGGAUGGUGUGGGUGAAUUGCUAUAUGAUGAUGUCUUCCCAGUGCCCCUUUGGUGGAUACAAGAUGUCUGGAAAUGGACGAGAAAUGGGAGAAUAUGGUCUCUAUGAAUAUACAGAGGUCAAGACAGUUACAAUGAAAAUCUCUCAGAAGAACUCAUAAGGAAGCUACAAGACUAGAGAGAAAUUCUUCAAAAGUAUCUCUUAUAGUCCCUCAAUUCAAUACAAGUAUUCUUUUCUUAAUUUCUUUAAAAGCAAGCUAAUCAUAUUAGUGUUAAUCCUAUCCACAGAGAACAUGACAUGAAGCUUAUUCUGAAUCUUUUGCUUUCUGAUAUGAACCCCACCCAAGUUCUAUCCUAAAUAAAAAAGAGAAAUUGAGAUACAAGAUCUCAAGCUGUGCAACAGUCAUGCGCUUUUCUUUGUAGCUAUUUAUCCAGGUUAACCACUUCACAGAAGUGACCAGUUAUCAUUUAGCUUCUUUCCCUUAAUGACUACUUGAAGUCCUUCAUAUACAUGUUAACUGCAGAAUAAGCUGCUCUGUUCCCAGUAGUUAGGAAGUCCCUGCAGUGUCGUGAAAUGUUUCCUAGAAUACCCUGUCUGCUUGUCACAUGAAGUAAUGCCUGAAAUACUUAGCUAUAAGCUGAAUAUGAAGCUUAAUAAAAACAACCAUGUAUGCUGCUUGUCAUA
Molecule: messenger RNA, 1841 nt
Organism: Otolemur garnettii (small-eared galago)
Lineage: Eukaryota; Metazoa; Chordata; Mammalia; Primates; Galagidae
Product: aldehyde dehydrogenase, cytosolic 2-like
Exons: 10
Coding region: 202-1317 (371 amino acids)
Molecular function (GO): benzaldehyde dehydrogenase (NAD+) activity
Source: RefSeq, a predicted model, not a curated record